CAAGAGAUUCUUUUUUUUUUCUACGAAUUCAGAUUGUCACAGGGGGAAAUGAGAACAAGCUAUUACUUACUAGAAUUACUGCAACCACUUGAAGAAAAGAGGUGACAUGAAACAGCAAGGACACGAAAAACUCAGUCCUGUUGCAGAAUGCCUUCAAUCCGCCAUCUUUUUUUUUUCCUUCCCCUGUUCUUGAGAAUAGGAAUAACAAGCACAAAACGCAAGGUGGCGCUGCUGGCUAAAAAGAGAAGGGGGAAAAAUAUCCUCACAAAGAGUGUUACAGAUUCCAGCGUAAAGGGAAGUCUGGCCAGAAGGGAAGAGGAAAGGAUAUCGCGGAGAUAAGCGUUAGGGAAAAGUGGGGAUCUCUCCCCACGAGAAAUGCCCUUAUCCCACCAUCUCUAAGGAUUUAGUUCCAGCCCUUUCUGAGAGCUGCUUGAGGCCCAGAGGUUCUGUUUUUGAAAGAUUGACAAAUAAUGGAGGCCAGUGGGGAGCGCGCUGUACAGAAAAGGCAAGUCCUGUUUUUCUGUUUAUUUCUGGGAGUGUUUGGGGCUGGCGCGGAACCGCUUCGGUAUUUUGUGGCGGAGGAAACUGAGAGAGGAACUUUUCUGGCCAAUUUGGCCAAUGACUUGGGGUUGAGGGUGGGAGAACUCUCAGACCGACGGUCUAGAAUUGUUUCAGACCAGAACAUGCGAUUUUUGCUGCUCAAUUCGCUUACUGGUGAUUUACUACUAAAUGAGAAAUUGGACCGGGAAGAACUAUGCGGCCCCACAGAGCCCUGUGUGCUUCCUUUCCAGUUGUUAUUGGAAAAGCCUUUUCAGAUUUUCCGUGCUGAACUACAAGUCAGAGACAUCAAUGAUCAUUCUCCAGUCUUUCUGGACAAAGAGAUUCUCUUGAAAAUAUCAGAAAGUACAAAUCCAGGUGCAGCAUUUCCUUUAGAAAGUGCACAGGAUUCAGAUGUUGGAACCAACAGCCUGAGUAAUUACACCAUCAGCCCUAAUGCCUAUUUUCAUAUUAAUGUCCAUGUUGGUGGGGAUGGGAAUCUUCUUCCUAAAUUGAUACUGGAUCAAGCGCUGGAUCGAGAGGAGAUACCUGAGCUCAGUUUAACCCUCACGGCCUUGGAUGGCGGCUCUCCGGGCAGAUCCGGAACCACGCUAUUACGCAUCCUGGUGGUAGAUGUCAACGACAAUGCCCCUGAAUUUGUGCAGUCGCUCUACAAAGUGCAGGUACCUGAGAACAGCCCGGUUGGCUCCCUGGUCGUCACUGUCUCAGCUAGAGAUUUAGAUACAGGAAGUUACGGGGAAAUAGUCUAUGCAUUUUUUUAUGCCACUGAAAGAAUUCUCAAAACAUUUCAAGUCAAUUCAACAUCUGGAUAUCUUUAUCUUAAAGCCAGAUUGAACUAUGAAGCAAUUCAAACUUAUACAUUAACUAUUCAGGCCAAAGAUGGUGGAGGACUUUCUGGAAAUUGUACAGUGAUUGUUGAGGUAACAGAUAUAAAUGAUAAUCCACCAGAAAUUCUCAUAUCAUCACUUACUAGUCCAAUUGCAGAAAACUCACCAGAGACCGUGGUUGCUGUUUUUAGGAUUAGAGACAGAGAUUCAGGGAACAAUGGGAAAAUGGUGUGCUCCAUCCAGGAUGAUCUCCCCUUUGUCCUGAAGCCAUCUGUAGAAAAUUUCUAUACAUUGGUAACAGAGAGAUCUCUGGAUCGAGAGCAGAACACUGAAUACAGCAUCACAAUCACUGUCACUGACUUGGGGACACCAAGGCUGAAAACUGAACACAACAUUACUGUCCUUGUCUCUGACAUCAACGACAAUUCCCCUGCCUUCACACAAACAUCUUACACGCUGCUAGUGCAUGAGAACAACCAGCCCGCCCUGCACAUCGGAAGCAUCAGCGCCACAGACGGAGACUCAGGCACCAACGCCCAGAUCACCUAUUCACUGCUGCCAACCCAGGACCCACACCUGCCCCUCACCUCGCUGGUCUCCAUCAACGCAGACAAUGGGCAGUUGUUCGCGCUGAGAGCACUGGACUUCGAGGCCCUGCAGGCAUUCGAGUUCCACGUGGGCGCCACCGACCAAGGCUCGCCCGCGCUCAGCAGCCAGGUGCUGGUGCAAGUGGUGGUGCUGGAUGAAAAUGACAACUCGCCCUUCGUGUUGUACCCAAUGCAGAACGCCUCUGCGCUCUGCACCGAACUGGUGCCCAGGGCGGCAGAGCAGGGCUACCUGGUCACCAAGGUGGUGGCGGUGGAUGGAGACUCGGGCCAGAACGCCUGGCUGUCAUACCAGCUGCUCAAGGCCACGGAGCCAGGGCUGUUUGGCGUGUGGGCCCACAAUGGCGAGGUGCGCACCACCAGGCUGCUGAGCGAGCGCGACGCGGCCAGGCACAGGCUGGUGGUGCUGGUCAAGGACAAUGGCGAGCCUCCGCUGUCUGCCAGUGUCACGCUGCACGUGCUGCUGGUGGAUGGCUUCUCCCAGCCCUACCUGCCACUCCCGGAAGUGGCGCCCGAGCGCGCGCAAGGGGACUCGCUCACUAUCUACUUGGUCAUCGCCUUGGCCUCUGUGUCGUCGCUCUUCCUCUUCUCUGUGCUGGUGUUCCUGGCGGUGAGGCUGUGCAGGAAGCGUAGGGCGGCGCCGCUGGGUGUGUGUUCUGUGCCUGAGGGCCACUUUCCGGGCCACCUGGUGGAUGUCAGUGGCACCGGGACACUGUCUCAGAGCUACCAGUAUGAAGUGUUUCUGAAAGGAGGUUCAGGGACGAACAGUGAGUUCAAGUUCCUAAAACCAAUUUUCCCCAAUAUACUAUCCCAGAGCAUAGGGAGGGAAGUGGAGGAAAAUCCCUCAUUUCAGAAUAAUUUGGGUUUCUCAUAAAGAAUGAUAAAUAAGCCCUUCUGUCUGAAUAUAUCCUCUGUCUGAGGAUAUAUUCCUAGUUAGAAACUUACCCUGGAUACCUGUAAAGAAGUGACUUUGCAGUAUUUCAAGAACUCUUAAAGUCAAAAAAGGAUCCAGCUUAAUUCCCAAGAACCAUCCACAAGCAUGAAAUAUAUAUAUGUCAUGUUUUAUUCCAAACAAUUAUGCUUAAUGUGCAGUUGGAGAAGUUUAAGGGCAGUUAAAUUUAUUUAGAGUUAUUUUAAAUUGCUCUCCAUUGUCUACAUUCUUUAUUGCUAAUUUUCAUAGUUGACUGGGAUUCUGUAAAAGUGUACCUACUAUAAGUUUGGGGAGCAGAGAUUGUAGAGUAUUUUCUAAAGAUUUUUUUUCAAAGCACAUAUGGUCUAGCAUACACUAUCUUAACACAAUUAAUCGUCAAUGAAACCUAUGAGGGGAGGAAUUUCAGAAGUGAGCUAAUAUUUAGUCAUAGUGACUCAGUAAGGUCACCAACUAGUAAAUAGCAGAACUGAGAAUCUCCUAGUUAUUUUUGUUGGUAUCAUGGCACCAAUGCUAUACUGUUUUCUGUCAUUAGAUAGCACUUGGCAUGUUUCUAAACAAUAAAAGAGUUUUUUAUCACA
Molecule: messenger RNA, 3499 nt
Organism: Ictidomys tridecemlineatus (thirteen-lined ground squirrel)
Lineage: Eukaryota; Metazoa; Chordata; Mammalia; Rodentia; Sciuridae
Gene: Pcdhb7
Product: protocadherin beta 7
Biological process (GO): homophilic cell-cell adhesion
Cellular component (GO): plasma membrane
Molecular function (GO): calcium ion binding
Source: RefSeq, a predicted model, not a curated record